Molecule: messenger RNA, 516 nt
Organism: Microthlaspi erraticum
Lineage: Eukaryota; Viridiplantae; Streptophyta; Magnoliopsida; Brassicales; Brassicaceae
Source: the annotation of a GenBank genome assembly
AUGAACCCCAAGAUUGCUGACUUUGGGAUGGCAAAGAUCUGUGGGAUGGACCUAAAUUCAGAGAACACAAGCAGAAUUGCUGGGACAGAAGGUUACAUGGCCCCGGAAUACAUGGAACUCGGCCAGUUCUCAAUCAAAUCUGAUGUGUAUAGCUUUGGGGUCUUAGUUCUUGAGAUUGUUUGCGGCAAGAGGAACAGAAGCUUCCUCCCUUCGGGUCUCAAUUUGGUCACACACGCUUGGAGGUUGUGGAGAGAUGGGUCACCAUUGGAGCUCUUGGACGCAACCAUUUCAGGUAAUUAUCCGGGAGGAGAAGUGACAAGAUGUAUCCACAUUGCGCUCCUAUGUGUUCAGAACGAUCCAGCAGACCGUCCGGACAUGUGGACAAUCAUGUCGUGGCUCACUAACGACACAAUCAGUUUACCUGUUCCUAAAACACCUGGAUACUUCAUUCCAAAUACAACGCCCUAUCAGUCUACGUUGAGGACCAAUUCCCAUUUUAUCAAUGACAGAACUUGA